ACCUCCCUCGGGGGUCCUGAUGGAACCUCCUCCAACACUUCAUCAUCUAUCACAGACCCCAACCAGCAGCAUUCAGCUGGACACGUCCUCUUAAGAGACAUGAAACACAUCUUAAGGGGGGAUUGAGCACUUUUUUAUUUAUUUUUUUGGUCCCCAGAUAGUCGUCUUCAGAAAACGUGACAUGUGUGUAUUGGGACAUGCUUGAUGACACACUGUGUGUGUGUGUGUAUAUGUGUGUGUUUGUUAGUACACACAGAGACACUCUUGUUGUGUCCAGAUGAGAGAGUGGACAGACUUGGACAUGAACUUCACAGCGGGAGGUUUUCUCUCCUCCUCGGACUCUUACUGCUCCACGGAGCCCAUCCAGUUCUACGAUAUGUUGGCCGACCCCCUGGAUUGCCCCCUCCCGGAGCCCGACCUCCAGCUGUUCUCUUACUGCCCUCAACCGUACAACACCGCCAAUCUCUCCUUCCCCCUAUACGACUCCCCAUCUUCCUCCACAUCCUCGUCGUCCUCGCAGCCCGGCCACGCUCCAUACCAUUUUGAUUUACUGGAGGGACCCUGUGAACCCGUCCCACAUGAGUCCCACUGCGGAGGCCUGCCGCAAGGCUUCGGACUAUCCGGUCUGCCUGUGGUGAGGAGGUCACGAGUGGGGUCUGGCAGCAGGAUCCGAGGUCAGGAUGAGCUGUGCGUGGUGUGUGGGGAUAAAGCGUCAGGGUAUCACUACAACGCCCUCACCUGUGAGGGAUGCAAAGGUUUCUUCAGGCGUAGCGUGACGAAGAAAGCCGUGUAUCACUGUAAGAGCGGUGGCGGCUGUGAGAUGGACAUGUACAUGCGCAGGAAAUGUCAAGACUGUCGCCUCAGGAAGUGUCACGCUGUUGGAAUGCUGGCUGAAUGCCUUCUGACGGAGGUCCAGUGUCAGUCCAAACGACUGAGGAAAGGAGGAAGAGGAAGAAGACAUGUGGGCGAGGACAGUGCAAACAGUCGUCAUGUCAGCUCCACCAGCAGAGUACACAGUGGACAGGUAGCUGGGGCCACGUUAAGCCGAGAACAGAAGCACAUCGUGGACAAGAUGGUGGAGGCCCAUCGAGAGUGUCCAGUUGUGGAUGGCAACCACUGCAGAGUGAUGCAGCUCUUUGACUGGCUGUGUCCAGAGGAAGGGGAGGGGCUUCCUGAGGUUGCAUCACAACUUCUGCAGUUUGCCAAGGCAGUGCCAGGUUUUGACCUGUUGGAUGUGUCAGACCAACGCGCCCUCUUGUCAGCAUCUUCACUGGACCUCAUGUUCCUGCUCUCAGCACAGAACUUCUGCAGCAAGCAGCCGACCAAGAACAGUCCAGCAUUGCAGCCUUUUAGCAAAACAGCAACACAUAAUUGGAUGAGACACGCCUGCUCAAAGGACAUCUCGUCAGGAAUCAGCAAGGAUCUCCUGAACCCUGUGCUUAACUUCUGCCACAGCAUGGUGGCGCUGCAGGUGAGCGAGGCCGAAUACGCCCUGCUGGGUGCCACCGCUCUGCUUUGCUCAGACCGUGCAUCCUUGCUAGCGGCCAGCUACGUGGACCAAAUGCAAGAACUGGUCCUGGAUCUGCUGUCAUGUGUAUGUGGGAUCCGUGCUGCAGCCGGAGCGGUGGGAGGAGGCGGGGGCCCGCAGAGGUUUGGUCGCCUCCUGGGCCGUCUAACGGAGCUUCGGACCCUGUGUCACGACUACCUUCUUCUAAGUCGAUCGAAUGGUAGAACCUGAUAGAGCAGCACCACCGUGUGGCCAUUGAUGUGCACUACACCGCACGCAAUGUCAAUAACUGCACACGUUAUGUUACUUUUAGGGACUGAAAGCAGUAUAAAUCAUUUUACAAAUUUAUUACAAAUCACCCCAAAAAGGUGUUGCUACCACAACAUGGCAGUAAUAUACAAUUUAAUAAUACAUCAGCAAAUAUACUAGUAAACAGUAGUAAUACAAGCCUCCUUACUUCAUAAUUAUUUUUUUCCAGGUGAGAACUCAUUAAGACUCAUUAUUUGACCUCUAAGCAUUGCAAUACCGCUUACAACCACCAGAGGUCGUAGUUGAAUCAGAACCUAGCAUUGCACAUUCAUAAUAAUACAAAAGAAAUAACACUUUCAUUCAUAAAAAUGUGGAAAAAAGCCAAUGUUCCAUAUUCCAAAAUGUUUUAAUAGAGCAUUUAUUUCCCCCACGAGGAAAUAAUUGAUUCCAACAAAAGUAUUUGGUGAGUUUAAAAUAUGCAAGUGGCACAUAAGCUUAUAAAAAGGUGUAUGUUUAUGAUAGCUUUUAAUAAAUAGCUGGUCAGGGUGGAGCAAUGGGUUGGG
Molecule: messenger RNA, 2319 nt
Organism: Doryrhamphus excisus (bluestripe pipefish)
Lineage: Eukaryota; Metazoa; Chordata; Actinopteri; Syngnathiformes; Syngnathidae
Gene: nr1h5
Product: nuclear receptor subfamily 1, group H, member 5
Biological process (GO): bile acid signaling pathway; cell differentiation; negative regulation of inflammatory response
Cellular component (GO): RNA polymerase II transcription regulator complex
Molecular function (GO): nuclear receptor activity; RNA polymerase II cis-regulatory region sequence-specific DNA binding; zinc ion binding
Source: RefSeq, a predicted model, not a curated record